AUGAAAUUGACCACUUCACCGUCAGUAAAAGGUUCUGCCUCACGGAUGUCGCUGGUGUGCCAACGUUCUAUAUGGGAUCGGACCACCGCUUCCUCCGAGGAAGAUUUUCCUUCACAACGAGAGCAGAGAAAGCCGCCAAGUUCAGAGAGAGAAAUCCCAGGACUAUCAUCAACUGGGAUCGCUACGCUAGCCGGUUUUUGGGAAGAUUCUGCAAUGGACAACAUCGACGAGGAAUAUGACCGGCUCGUUGAACACCUUCACUACUGCGCGAAGAAGGCUGAGUGUUUUAAAACCACCAAGAGACGCCUGUCUCUUGAAACUCUUGAGCUGAUACGCCAGCGUGGAGCAGCACGAGCCGCAGGGAACCAAGAACUCAUGUACGAGAACGCACGGCUUUGCAGAGAGGCGUUAAAGGAAGACUUUAAAGAGUAG
Messenger RNA from Necator americanus (New World hookworm), 432 nucleotides. RefSeq lists its product as uncharacterized. Bases 1 to 432 code for a protein of 143 amino acids. The record is from RefSeq and is a predicted model, not a curated record. Lineage: Eukaryota; Metazoa; Nematoda; Chromadorea; Rhabditida; Ancylostomatidae. The transcript has a single exon.